This is a messenger RNA of Polyodon spathula (Mississippi paddlefish), 2614 nucleotides long. Its product is annotated as polypeptide N-acetylgalactosaminyltransferase 11-like. NCBI's taxonomy places the organism in Eukaryota, Metazoa, Chordata, Actinopteri, Acipenseriformes, Polyodontidae. The transcript is spliced from 12 exons. Gene Ontology annotation, cellular component: Golgi apparatus. Bases 465 to 2264 code for a protein of 599 amino acids. The record is from RefSeq and is a predicted model, not a curated record. Gene Ontology annotation, molecular function: Notch binding. Gene Ontology annotation, biological process: regulation of Notch signaling pathway.
UCUGGAAGCUCUAACCCUUCUGCAAUUAUUUUCCAUCUGCAACUUGUAUAUGUUUUUGGUAUUACACAUUAUUGGUACAAGAUGCAUCCAAGUAUUUAUUGUGGGCAUACAAUGGGUUCAGUAAAACAGCUGGCUGACUCUGUGACUGAAGUGUGUUUCAAUAAAAACAGAGCUGGCUAACCAGCAUGCAAAUCCAGGACUGGAGAUUCACCCCUUACCCCGCAGAACCAUCGUGCAAAUCCAGGACUAGAGAUUCACCCCUUACCCUGCAGAACCAGCGUGCAAAUCCAGAACUCGAGAUUCACCCCUUACCCUGCAGAACCAGCGUGCAAAUCCAGGACUGGAGAUUCACCCCUUACCAUGCUGUGACAGGCAGCUCUUGUGUAGGAAAACAAACAUGCUGCAGUGCUGGGGCUCUUCCAGCAGGCGAAUGAGAAUGACCCCCCAGCGAUGCUAGGGCUACCAUGGGCAGCGUCACGUUGCGCUAUUUCUGCUAUGGGUGUCUAUUCACUUCCGUGACCUGGACACUUCUGCUCUUCAUUUACUUCAACCUUAGCCAGGAAAGCCAGCCCUUGAAGAAUGUGCCCGUCAAGGGGGUCCAGUCCUUCAAGUACUUCCCCAGGAAGUUCCAGCCCCGCUUCACAAGGAGCCCCAUCUGGCUGCAGGGUCCCAACCAGCGCUGGGGCAAGGAGGAGGGCCGCAAGAAAGCGGCAGAGUUCUCUCCAGAAAUGGGAAUGAUUUUCAAUGAAGUGGACCAGGAGGUGAGAGACAUGGGCUACCACAAACAUGCUUUUAAUGUACUCAUCAGUAACCGGCUGGGCUAUCACAGGGAGCUGCCUGACACCAGGAACACAAAAUGUAAAGGAAAGCCCUACCCUGUGGACCUCCCGAGUGCCAGUGUUGUGAUUUGUUUCUUUAACGAAGCGUUCUCAGCCCUGCUGCGCACGGUGCACAGUGUUUUAGAUCGAACCCCAUCCUACCUGCUGCACGAAGUCAUACUGGUGGACGACAACAGCGAAUUCACUGACCUGAAGGAGGAGCUAGACGCAUAUAUCAAGAAGAACCUUCCUAGCAAAGUGAAGCUAGUGCGCAAUGCAAAACGAGAAGGGCUGAUUAGAGGCAGGAUGAUUGGAGCAUCUCAAGCAACUGGGGAGGUCCUGGUUUUCUUGGACAGUCACUGUGAGGUGAAUGAGAUGUGGCUGCAGCCUCUACUGACCCCCAUAAAGGAGGACCGGCGGGCGGUGGUGUGCCCCGUGAUUGACAUCAUCAGUGCAGACACCCUCCGCUACAGCUCCUCCCCCAUCGUGCGGGGGGGCUUCAACUGGGGCCUGCACUUUAAAUGGGAUCCUGUGCCUCUCUCUGAGCUGCACGGCCCCGAGGGGGCCACUGUACCAAUCCGGUCUCCCACGAUGGCAGGAGGCUUGUUUGCGAUGGACAGGAAGUAUUUUAAUGAGCUGGGGCAGUAUGACAGCGGCAUGGACAUCUGGGGAGGAGAGAACUUGGAGAUCUCCUUCAGAGUCUGGAUGUGUGGUGGCAAGUUGUUAAUAAUCCCUUGCUCGAGAGUCGGACACAUUUUCCGCAAGCGCCGGCCAUACGGGUCACCUGGAGGUCAGGACACCAUGGCACAUAACUCUCUGCGCCUGGCUCACGUGUGGAUGGAUGAGUACAAGGAGCAGUACUUUGCAUUGAGACCAGAGCUGAGAAGCCGGAACUAUGGAGAUAUCAGCGAGCGACUGGCUGUGAGAAAACGACUCCACUGCAACUCGUUUAAGUGGUACCUGGACCACAUCUACCCAGAGAUGCAGGUGUCAGCUCCCAAUUCCAAAGUACAGCACCCUGUGUUUGUGAACAAGGGACUGAGGCGACCCAAAGUCCUGCAGCGAGGAAGGCUUCGUAACCUUCUGACGAGCACAUGCCUGGUUGCCCAGGACCGCCCCAGCGAGAAGGCAGGGAUCGUGGUGGUGAGAGACUGCGACUCUGAAGAUCCAGAGCAGGCAUGGGCCUACAAUGAGGAGCAGGAGCUGAUCCUGGCCGGGCUGCUGUGUCUGGACAUGUCAGAGACGCGCUCCUCCGACCCGCCUCGUCUCAUGAAGUGCCACGGCUCCGGGGGCUCGCAGCAGUGGACAUUCGGGAGGAGUAACCACCUGUACCAAGUGUCUGUUGGCCAGUGUUUGAUGGUUGUUGACCCACUUAGCCAUAAAGGGUACGUUGCUAUGGGGAUAUGUGACGGCUCUAAGGCCCAGCAAUGGCAGCUUGAAGACUGACACUGCCAGGAAAGGACGGGGUCUACAUCAUUUAUAAACCCUUACUGGAAUUGAGACAUGCUCAGCUUGGACCUGAGGCUCCUUGUUAGCUGUCUGCCAACAGAGGAAAGCCAAGUUGGACUUGUUCCUGGAUAAGCCAGUCACACAAUGGUUUUAGCAGAAGACUGGAGCACACAAUCGACACAAUAGUAUUGUUGAACUGUUUAUAGAACUAGGGAGAAUUUUAGAAGAAACUUACAAAGGAUAUGCUAAUUUAAACAGACUUAGUUCAAGUUAUUUUAUCAUUUUGUUUUAAAAAUUAAAAUAUAACAUUUUAAAUGAUGAUUUUGGGGGGGGGGGGGGGGGGAUAG